UCAUGCUCUCCAGUGCACAAUGCACUCUCAUCUGUGGAAACUUCUUCAGAGCUUCCAGGCACUGUGGGCUCCAUAUUGUUAGUUGCAAAUACUUUGCGGUGUCCAGAGAUUCUGAUAUAUUCUGUUAUUUCAUCAGAGAAAGAACGUUUCUUCUGUGCGUUCUGCAUCCUUUUUGUUGUUGACCAACAAUAAGAGCUUUCAUUCUGAAAUAUCACAAGGGGGAUCAGCACAAACGCUCAGAGAUCCAAGGACUGUACGGUGCCAUCGUCACGGUUCGUUUAUGUAAAACCCCCCCACUUAAAUCCCAAGGAAUCCAAUCUGUAAAAGCAAAUUGGUUCGACUGACUUUAGGAUUACCUAAUCUGCUUGGGUGGACUACUCGCCUUCCGGGAUGGAGAGCGACAGCGAGUCUGAGUCGCUGUCACACAUCGAUAAGUACCUGUACUCCAUGCGUUUCUCGGACGAGACGCUGCGUGACGUCAUGGUGCGCUACGGGCGCGAGAUGGAGAAAGGCCUGAGCAAGGACACCAACCCCACCGCCACCGUCAAGAUGCUGCCCACCUUCGUGAGGUCCAUUCCGGAUGGAUCAGAAAAGGGUGACUUCAUCGCAGUGGAUCUUGGAGGCUCAAACUUCCGUAUCCUGCGAGUGAAGGUUUCUCAUGAGAAGAAACAGACCGUCCAGAUGGAGACGCAGAACUACGAUACCCCAGAGGACAUCAUGCACGGAAGUGGAACCAGGUUGUUUGACCAUGUCGCCGAAUGCCUUGGUGACUUUAUGGAAAAGCAAAAUAUCAAGGACAAAAAGCUGCCUGUUGGAUUUACUUUCUCCUUCCCUUGUGGACAUACCAAACUAGACGAGGCUGUUUUGCUGACUUGGACCAAACGAUUCAAAGCCAGCGGAGUGGAGGGUAUGGACGUAGUCCAGCUUCUAAACAGGGCCAUCAAAAAGCGCGGGGACUAUUCGGCUGAUAUCAUGGCUGUUGUCAAUGACACAGUCGGAACGAUGAUGACCUGUGGAUUUGAUGACCAUCGCUGUGAAGUUGGCAUAAUCAUUGGCACUGGGACCAAUGCGUGCUACAUGGAGGAGUUGAGACAUAUUGAGCUGGUGGAGGGAGACGAGGGCAGGAUGUGCAUCAACACAGAGUGGGGCGCCUUUGGCGAUGAUGGGAUGCUGGAGGACAUCCGCACUGAGUUUGACAGAGAGAUCGACCGAGGAUCUCUCAACCCCGGCAAGCAACUGUUUGAGAAGAUGGUCAGUGGCAUGUACAUGGGGGAGCUGGUGAGGCUCAUCCUGGUGAAGAUGGCCAAAGAGGGAUUGCUGUUCGAGGGACGGAUAACCCCUGAGCUGCUCACCAGGGGGAAAUUUGAAACGAAACAUGUCUCAGCCAUCGAGAAGAGCAAGGAAGGCUUGAGCAAAGCCAAAGAGAUAUUGAACCGUUUGGGUGUGGAGCCAUCGACGGACGACUGUAUUGCCGUUCAGCACGUCUGCGCCAUCGUCUCGCACCGCUCCGCUAACCUCGUUGCUGCCACCCUCGGGGCCAUCCUGAGUCGCCUGAAGGAGAACAAGCACGUCCCGCGCCUCCGUACCACCGUGGGCAUCGAUGGCUCCCUCUACAAGAUGCACCCACAGUAUUCCCGUCGCCUACACAAGACCGUCCGCCGGCUGGUGCCCGACUCUGACGUCCGUUUCCUCCUUUCGGAGAGCGGCAGCGGCAAAGGGGCUGCCAUGGUAACUGCCUGGGCUUAUCGGUUAGCCGACCAGACCCGGCAGAUUGAGGAAACUCUGGAUCAGUUCCGACUCACCAAAGACCAGCUGCUGGAAGUGAAGAGGAGAAUGAGGGUGGAGAUUGAAAACGGUCUGGGAAAGAAGACGCAGGACAAGGCCACCGUCAAGAUGCUGCCAACAUACGUUCUCCAGACUCCUGACGGGUCAGAGAAUGGAGACUUCUUAGCUCUGGAUCUGGGUGGGACGAACUUCAGAGUGCUCUUGGUGAAGAUUCGCAGUGGCAAGAGGAGGACUGUGGAAAUGCACAACAAAAUUUAUGCCAUUCCACAGGAGAUCAUGCAGGGAACUGGAGAGGAGCUUUUUGACCACAUUGUUCACUGCAUAUCUGACUUCCUGGACUACAUGGGCAUGAAGAAUGCCCGCUUGCCUCUUGGAUUCACUUUCUCCUUCCCUUGCAAGCAGAAUAGCCUGGAUGCGGGCGUUCUUGUUAACUGGACAAAAGGUUUCAAAGCCACUGACUGUGAGGGGGAGGACGUGGUGGGGCUGCUGAGGGAAGGCAUUAAGAGGAGGGAGGAGUUUGACCUUGAUGUGGUGGCCGUUGUGAAUGACACUGUUGGCACAAUGAUGACAUGUGCAUAUGAGGAGCCCACGUGCGAGAUUGGACUGAUUGCAGGGACUGGCAGCAAUGCUUGCUACAUGGAGGAAAUGAAGAACAUUGAGACGGUCGAAGGAAAUGAGGGAAGGAUGUGUGUUAACAUGGAAUGGGGCGGCUUUGGAGACAAUGGGUGCCUGGACGACAUCAGGACGCAGUACGACAGAGCCGUGGAUGAGUUAUCCCUCAACGCAGGCAAACAGAGGUAUGAGAAGAUGUGCAGUGGGAUGUACCUGGGGGAGAUUGUACGGAAUAUCCUGAUCGACUUGACAAAGCGAGGCUUCCUUUUCCGAGGCCAGAUUUCAGAGACCCUGAAAACCCGGGGAAUCUUUGAAACCAAGUUCCUCUCUCAAAUUGAGAGUGACCGUCUUGCUCUACUGCAAGUGAGGAGCAUCCUGCAGCACCUGGGCCUGGACAGCACCUGCGAUGACAGUAUCAUCGUGAAGGAAGUGUGUGGCACUGUUUCCCGUCGUGCUGCUCAGAUCUGCGGAGCCGGAAUGGCCGCCGUGGUCGACAAGAUCCGUGAGAACCGAGGACUGGACCAUCUGAACGUCACAGUGGGGGUGGAUGGCACUCUCUACAAGCUCCAUCCACACUUCUCUGGGAUCAUGAACCAGACAGUGAUCGAGCUCGCCCCCAAGUGCAGUGUCAACUUCCUGCUGUCGGAGGACGGCAGCGGCAAGGGUGCUGCCCUCAUCACGGCCGUGGGCUGCCGCAUGCGCGAGCAAGAGAAGCAGCAGAGCUGAGCGUCCAUGGCUGACCUCUGACCUCCGCCCUCCACCGACUUUCCCUCCCUGCUGCCACUGCUGCUUCUACAGCCUGACUGUCGCAGCCUUGACUCUGCUUGUCUCCCCUCCCCUCCCCUCCCCUCCCCUCCUGUCACUUUCUCCUCCACACCAAUGGGGAGAAGAUGGUUCCGAGCUCCAUACCUUCGCAGGGCGUUUGGUCACAAACAUUAUUCCAUCUUUGACGGCCUUUUUCACUUGGUUUAUAUGUGUUUGUGUGUGUGUGUUAGUGUGUGUGUGUGUGUGUGUGUGUGUGUCUGUGUCUGUGUCUGUGUCUGUGUGUCUGUGUCUGUGUGUGUGUGCGUGUGUGUGUGUGUGUAUGUAGGAGGCGGGCUAUCCUCGUGACUUGAGUCUAUUUUCAGAUAUUUUAAAACAAUGUAUUGUAAGGCUGCUGUAAACAUUUGUGUGUGGCUGUACAGUAUAUAUAAAGCAAAAGGGAAGAUGUCUAGACACAGAGAAUUGAAUAUCUUUGACCCCGUAUGUAUAUUAUUUAUUUUAUUUUUGUAUUUGAUGGGAGUGUUGUCAUGACUGAGUGAAAUGUCACUAGAGAUGGGAGAUGGGAAAUGUAGUUUUGCUUUGCAAAAAAACGAGACUCCAAUAAUACAGAAAGCCUCCCAGCGGUUUCAGAUGAUAAAUCACAUACCCUCUCUGAUUGGUGGAGUUCUCAGCUGGACCCAGGGUGAGUUCUGCCCUUGUAUGGUGAGCUGUCUGACCAUCAACAUCCCCCCAAGUCACGGCUGCUCUCCCACACAUCAACACUCCACCCCCCCCCCCCCCCCCCCCACCCCUCCAGUGUCAGAUAUCCAAGAUCCACUCAGGCUUCUCUGCCUCAUUUGCACAAUAGAAGAACCAUCCAUGCACCAAAGCAGAUAGGAUCUGAAUGUGUGUGGAACAUUUCCUGCCUUUGCCCAGCCAAACCUGUCCAUAAAAAAAGAGGGAAAACUCUGCACUCAUUGGAAAUCAAUAACAUUUGACAAAUCUGUACAUAUACAGUACAUACAUAUAUACUAUAUAUAUAGCAUAUAUGCAUAUACAUAUAUAUAUAUAUAUAUGCGUAUAUAUAUAUAUAUGUGUGUGUGUGUGUGUUUAUAUAUAUAUAUAUAUAUAUAUAUAUAUAUUUCUACAAUUAUUUCAAGGAGCACCAUGUGUUUCCUUAUGUCUCUAUGCUGCCCCUUUCUUUUUGCUGUGCAGCAAGUAACCAGGCACAAGCCCAGAGUGGGCACUACCGUACUAUAAUCCUUCUGCUUUCGAGGCUAGGCAAGUUGAAUGAUACAUUUACAGUGGAUGGGUGUGUGUGUGUGUUGCGAAGAUACGUUUUUGUGAGUUCUACCAUGAGAAUACCUGUACAGUGUAUUUUAGCCCCAGGUAAUGAGGAAUGCAUGCCUUAUUUGGUAACAGAGGUUUAGCAGACAUUUAUUUUGUACAAUUACAUAGACGCUCUAUAGUUGCUCCAGAAAAUGAACCAUGAACAAAAUAUGAUAAAACUGUAUUUUGAUGAGCAACCAAA
This is a messenger RNA of Clupea harengus (Atlantic herring), 4669 nucleotides long. It is a transcript of the gene hk1, whose product is annotated as hexokinase 1. Gene Ontology annotation, biological process: glucose metabolic process; carbohydrate phosphorylation; intracellular glucose homeostasis. Gene Ontology annotation, molecular function: glucokinase activity; fructokinase activity; D-glucose binding. Gene Ontology annotation, cellular component: cytosol; mitochondrion. The record is from RefSeq and is a predicted model, not a curated record. Lineage: Eukaryota; Metazoa; Chordata; Actinopteri; Clupeiformes; Clupeidae.